Messenger RNA from Pocillopora meandrina, 6652 nucleotides. NCBI's taxonomy places the organism in Eukaryota, Metazoa, Cnidaria, Anthozoa, Scleractinia, Pocilloporidae. The record is from the annotation of a GenBank genome assembly.
AUGGUUGUAAAGAGGUCAACUCGCAGGACCUUCGGAAAAGUAAUAUUUUGGACUCUUUUGGUUUCAGCAGGAGUAUUAAUUAUCUUUAACAUGGUGUUUUUCCUUCAAACUGCCUCUGAACUCGCUCUCUUAACGAGCUCUGAGCAAGAUAAAACGACAUUGACUUUGGCGUCUAACAAGGGACGAACACAAGGUGAUGAGCUUGAUUCAAAAGGUAUUCUCUUUAUUACAUCAUAUAAACAUGUUAUUUUCUCAUAAAAUUACAGAACAAGAUAUCUUAGAUCUGCACUUUUUAAUUCUUUUAGAAUCAAAUUCAGGACACUAAAAAUAAUUCCGUCGACAAAUUCCUAAUUUUUUGGCAUGAGAAGAAUAUUCAGAUGGCCAUGCAAAAUUUGCAAUCGGAAAUAAUCAGGGGUUGCUAAACUUGCAAGAUAAUUUCAUCGCUUAGAUUGGAAAGAGCAAGGAUAACAUUUUCUUAUUCUGCACAUUACGUAUCAAUGUUUUGCUUACGCUCUAAAGAGACACACGUCAUGAACCAUGGAUUUAUUCUUUGUGCGCAUGAUUCUCGCCAUCUUGCGCACGCCUAGUGAAAAGAAGGAUAGCUAUUUUGUACGCACAAUUACUUGCUGAGGUUAGUGGUGUCUUUUAAGUUGUACUUACUCUUCAUUUUGUAGAAGGCAAUUUCUUGGAAUUAGCAGUGUUGUCCAGUAAGGAAAAUGUCACGUUGACGAUAAACGGACAUAGCGUGAGUAUUGAAAUUUAAUUCAAAAUAUUUUUUACCGACCUCCAACAAUACACCUUUGUUAAAUUUUGACCAGUGUGGGGUGGGAGAGUGGGAGGGGGGAAUGAAAAGGUUAAUGCGUAAUGCAAACCAAUUUCUAACCCCACGGGGCUUUGUUUUGUUUUGUUUCUUUUCGACCUUAAGAUUAGUACUUCAGAUGCUUAACCACUAAGCCAUAAGAAAGUUGUGGUAGGCCAGGCCGUUAAACUAGGUCCAUGGUGCCAAACUUGUUACAUACAGCUAAGAUAAGAAUGUCGAUGUGAUGCUUCUUCUCCAUGGUUAUAUGGCUGAAUUUCUUUUUUACCCAGCUGGUAAGGUUGUAUAUGGAUAGCUUGGAAAAUACUUUAUAUUUAGGAGAUGGAGGACCUCUAAUGUAGGAGUAAGGGUGGUAGAUACUCUUUCUCGACAACAGAAAAAUACUUUAUAAAUUUUUGUUAUGGAAAGGUUUGUUAACUUUUCGAAACAUUUCAUCAGGAAGGCGAAUCAGCUUAAUUACCGUUUUAAUACACUUUCUAUUGACAGAGGUGGGACACAUCCGAAAUGUUGAUAAGAGGAUUGAACGUAGUAGUCUUAAAUGAAGUAACAGGUGUUGUGAUGUCAUCACGAUGGUUUGAUACUUAUGAAUCUGACGCGGACAGCGGUUUUCUCAUCGAAUAUCUGAAAGGCCUUAGAGAUGGUAGAAUCGUCUGCUUUGCUAUAAAGGUAAUUGAAUUUUUACAUAUUCAAGUAUUAAGGAGACGUCGCUCAAAAGAACAGUGUUUUGGACCAUGAGACGAACGGAAUGGGUUUGAGUCCUCACUGUAACCUGACUUUAUUUAUUCAAAGUUACGUUAGCACAGUACCCUUGGGACUUUUCACCGGUUGAUUGAAAUAUUGGCUGGAUGUUUGUUGUUGUUGUUGUUGUUAUUGUUAUUUUUCUCAUGAAGCCGUGCAAUAACUUCGCGAUGUUCAGACGGAACUGACGAGCCAGGUUGUUGUUGGUGUUUCUUUUUUCUUUAACUCUUAUAUGCUAUAUUUUCCUGUCCGAGUACAGGGUGCCACUUUUACAAAUUUAAAAGAGCGCUCCCCAUUUUGAUUACCAUCAUCUAUUCAACCACGCCUUUGCAAUUCAAGAACUUUGAUAGUCAAGAUAUUCAAACCACGACAGUGAAAUGUUCGAUCAUAUCAACCAAAAAAGAUAUCUUCCAUUUUUAAUCACUAAAGCACUAAAGGUUCGUAAUAUGUUAGCGAGUGUCCGUUUGAAAAAAAAAAAGCACAAGUUUUCAACCGAUAGAGAACUUUCCCAGUAUCAUGCAAACUAAAGGGACCGGUCACUAUUUAUCAUGUGAGGGGGAAGAGAAUCGGAGGAGUCCCCCCUUUAUACUCUGUUGGCCACAACUGAUUCUCACUCCGUUUCCAAAGCGAUAGAUAAUGAAUUGUGCCUAACCUUAUACCUCUCCCACGAAUCAGGACGAAGCCAUUGCCCGAUUGUCCGAAGACGCUAUCAGUUUCUUGUCAAGUUAUGGCAGUUCCUUCAUAAAAAAGUUGAGGUUUCGCUCCACUUGGGCCUUUGUUGUGUCUGUGACGAAAAAUCAGCGCAUCGUGCACGCAGAGAGCUAUCAAAACCCUACUGAUUCUAACAAGUGGGCAAGUCCGAUAAAAAUACGAACCCUGAUAAAACUGAAAUCUGAACAUGUCGUCCAGUGUCAGUGGGAAGACACCAUAGCAAACAGACGGAGGAGAGAAUUCUGUGGAAAGUUUGAAGGCUAUGGAAACGUUUGCAGAUGUAAGUUUUGUUGUUUAGCCUUGGGUUUAUUUUCCUGCUUUCAUCUUAAUUAAUAAAUUUUUGAACAUAAAUUUUGAGAUCCAUGUAGUAUAAGUUAAACUGACUUAUAUGGAUGAAAAUUCAUCACAUCGUUUCUGUUAAGGAAAGCAUUUGACCUUCCAUUUGAUCUGUAGUGUGACAGUUACUUUGUAAUCCACUGGCCAGAACAAAAUACUCGCAAUGCAGAGCCGAAGGAAUAUGAAACACCUCGGAAAGAACAUAAGAUGCCUCACUCGGGCCCAGGCUACUCUCCUUUCCCCCACCCUUUUUUCCGCCACAGUAAUUUAUCUUCUUGACAACAUAAUUACAUCUAUACUUGAUCUACGUUCAGGUGAAAAUCCUGUUCCUCUGGAAAUCGACCCACCCGCGUUCCCAGAUGGGAGCCGCUUCAAGCUCCCUAUAGCGAUCAUGGCCAGCAAUAGGCCAAGCUACCUAUUGCGCAUGCUUUUAGGAAUGCAAAAGGUCCAUGGACUGGACACGAGUAUGAUGACAGUGUUCAUAGAUGGUUUUUGGCCGGAACCUGCUUCCAUUACCAGGCUCCUUGGUGUCAACCUUGAGCAACACGCUGGAGUCAGCCGGCGGAACGCCAGAAUUUGUCAGGUACAAUAAAUCGAUAUCAGUUGGAGAAUUGAUGUUUUUUACUUUCACAGCAGUCUUUUCCGUGAUAUUUAUGCUUAAAAGCGUCACUGAGGCAGGUUCUGCUUGGUAUAAAAGAUACAAUUUCGACGCAAAACGAUAGAAAAAGAAGGACAAAAUAAUGACGAAAACAAUGAAAAGAAUAGUUUAAUCCGUGUUUCAUCGUGACGUGUCCUGUGUCUUUUACACUUUUACGCUUCGUGGUGCGCCAAAGUCCUUAAGGGAUUAGGGCGAGGAAACACCUGACACAUGAUUAUUACAAACGAUUCAUUUUUUAGUUUAAAAAAAGUGUCUUUUUUAGCAUUACAAGAAAUCCAUCGUUGACUCCUUCGACAAGCAUCCUGAUGCUAGCUUCUUAUUGAUACUGGAGGAAGAUCUCGACGUGUCUGUGGACAUUCUGAGCUACUUUAAACAGCUUCUCCCCGUCUAUGAGAACGAUGAAAGUGUUUAUUGUAUAUCAGCUUGGAACGAUCAGGUAAGAAAGCAAAAAACACACAAGGGGGGCCUCGUUCGUUAGGACAGUUGAAUUAAUGUCAGUAUUUGAACGACUGCGCACCUACCCUCCCCUGGCUUAACCCGACAACAAUCAACAGAUAACAAAGUAAGGGUUAAUAUUGACUAGGAAGGGGUAGAUGUGCACUUAGUCAGACACUAACAUUGAUCCAAACAGUUAAAGCGAUUGGAUUUACCUGACUAUGUUGUGAAUUGUGGUAAAUAAAUAGGUUGUCUAGGCGUAUAUGUGUCCACUGGGCAUUUUCGAAUGUCAGAACAAGUGAGUGACAUCGAGCUAAAAGAAAAGCCCAGUUAUCACAGGAUGUGAACCAUUUUUUAUCAGCCUUCAACGAUAUCGCCGCUAAAACGGAAUCAGCUACGAGUUUAAAAUACAUCUUAAAAAAGUUAACGAGAAAAAUAAGGUAUUUUUAUCAGCAAUUUCUUAGACUCAACGUAGGUGAAUAGAUCGAUCAAAGUAAUUUCUGUCCAAGGUUAAUUAUGUUAGGCUCUAGAAGCUAGGAGACCAUAUAUCUUAUAUCAUUCUGGCGCUAGCACCGUGAGAAGAAAGGUUUAAUUCUGCCAUUUGUUAUAUAGAACGAUUUUAGUGCGACUUUGUGGUACAAGUUGUGUGUUCAACAAUAAUUUGGAAAUGGAGAUUAUCUACCGCCGGAGGGGGGAGGAGGAAGGGGAAUUUUGGUUGCGUCGCGAUCAAAUCUACUUGAUCCCCCUUGAGGCUCUGUAAUAUUUUAUGAUCCUUCCCCCCCUCCCCUUUCGUCAGCAGUUAAUUAGCAGUCUAUGUUCUACAGUCCACCUUCAUACUCUGUUUGCGACGACUUUUCCCCUCCCUUCGCCCCGAAAACCAUGUGAUUCCUUCCUUAGUCCUUUGUCGUUCUCCCCACCCCCCCCCCCCUUAGUUGAUAAAGGGGAAAGAGGGUAUAAUGCCCGGGUGAUCAGUGUAAUGUUUUGUUUUAGGGAUAUGAUCAUCUCUGUAAUGACCCCGCCAUGACGUACAGAGUGGACACUAUGCCGGGCCUGGGAUGGUGAGUGGUUCGAGAGAAAAAAAAAAAUAUUAAAUGGCCCUCUCACUAUCUCCAGCUUGUUCACUAUCUUUCAAAACCUUUUUUCGACAGACUUCUAGUAUGAUAAAUCGCUUUGAUAUCGGAUCAUAAUUGAUUGGUAUCAGAUGAAGAAAAAUUUCCAAUUAUGCUGAGGCGGAGAAUAGUUUCGCAGAAUUUGCCUUAGAGGGAGGUUCCGCACCCGCUGGGUCAACAAUCUUGGACCGUACACUUUUGCUUAAAGUAAGGUUCAAGGGGGAGAGGCAGUGAUACGUUGGUUAUAAGGGAGGGGAUUUUAAUGAGUAGAAUCUGCAGGGUACAUGCCACUCAAUAUUACACUUGGAUUCCUGGUUCCAGGGUGUUGAGUCGUAAGCUUUUUAAAAACGAACUGGAGGAGAAAUGGCCAAGACCUGAGGACUUUGUGGACUGGGACAUAUGGAUGCGGGGUAACCACAACAGGAAAGGUCGAGAAUGUAUCAUCCCUGACAUUUCACGAACAUAUCAUUUCGGCGGCAAGGGGCUGAACGUGGGUGGUCAUAUGCAGGCUCGGUAUUUUGCAAAACACUCCCUGAAUACAAAACCAAAUGUAAAGCUGGAUGUUGAUAAAAUGUACAAAGAAAACUACGAGAAGGAGAUCAACCAACUUCUGAGGUGAGCUGUCUCAUCUGCCUCUGUUGAGCAUUUGUUUAAUCAGCCUCGGUUCCAAUACUUUCCCCACGUAAAUCGGGAAAAGUCCUGGAACCGAGGUUACUGUCUAAUGUCUCUGUUUUGUUUGAUUCCAUUCUUUGAAACCUUUUACGUCUAAAAGUAACGAUCCUCCUUGCUCUGUCUUUAAAUAAUUUGUUGGUUUAGGGUAGACACAACUUUCUUUUCUGUUCUUAUCGCCUGGAGGGGGUAGGAGUAUUUAGGGGGAAUUGCAUGGUCUACUAAUCUCGUACCCAGAUCCCACCGUUUAGCUGUAACUGAAUGCAGGAACUCAAAACUGCUUGGCCGUGGAAGGUCUGGUUACGAGACUGAUGGUUUUCAGGAGGAUUGGAAGGGCAACAAACUUGGUGAACUGGUUGAGUAAUGUGCUCGUAACAAUGCCAACAUCGCGUUUAGCUUGUUAACUUUUGAUGGUUUCUAUGUGGAGAAGAGCGGAUUAGUCGGAGGAAACCCUGGGAACCAAAAAAAUUGAGCUAAUCACACGCUUAACCAACAGGCGAUGUUAGGUUCUAUUAUCGACCCUGGGAAAAAGCUAUAGGAGACGAGUUCUUUCACAAAAUCCUAAUAUCUCCUUUCACUUAAAAUAUGAAUUGACAAAAAUGAUCAUCACUCCAUUGUUUGUUUUUUUGUUUGUCCUUUUUUUAGCAAAGCUAAGGUUUUGGACCACACGGAGACGCCGUGCACAAGAUUCAGAAACUUUGUUCCUGACACUAAAGGCGAAUUGUACGUGUUUUACAUAAGAAUGGAGGAAACUUUCGAUCACAAGACCUGGAAAAACAUCGCUACUUGUCUGAAAAUGUGGGAUUUAGACGCGAGAGGAUAUCAUCAUGGCUUAUGGAGGUUUUGGGUCAAGAAAAACCACGUGAUAGUCGUGGGAUGCCCAGCAUCAAUUUACUGCUCGCACAAACCGAAGGAUUUAAAGCCUAUUUAUAUUCCUGAGAGAGUGGAGCCACCAGAAGAUGAAUAUGAUUCAUAGAGCGCUUUUCGAUUGAGCGUCGUGAAAACAGAGCCAAGUUAAUCACAACAGUUAAUCAAAAGGAAGAAAAGUACCUUUAAGAGCCAAUCAGAAGAAAGAUAAGUUCCUUUAGGAGCCAAUCAGAAGAAAGAUAAGAACCUUUAAGAGCCAAUGAGAAUGAGAAGUAAAACCUACCAAAUUUCCUCUGACGCAAGAAAACACAG